Molecule: messenger RNA, 5249 nt
Organism: Candoia aspera
Lineage: Eukaryota; Metazoa; Chordata; Lepidosauria; Squamata; Candoiidae
Gene: NIBAN2
Product: niban apoptosis regulator 2
Exons: 14
Coding region: 227-2608 (793 amino acids)
Source: RefSeq, a predicted model, not a curated record
CGUGUCGGAGGAGGAGGAGGAAGCAGCGAGCUGCGGGCGAGGCGGGCGCCAGUCCGAACCGCCUCGCUUGCUUUCUCUCCUCCCUCUCGCUCGGCCCAGCCGCCGGCCCAUGGAGUGCAUCGUCCGGCGGGGCCCUUCUCCUCUCAUCCUUUAGCCAGGCAGCGCCUUCCGCCAGGCAGCGGCCGCUGACUCCUCGCUCCUCUCCUCCUCCGCUCGCCGGGCCGCCAUGGGCGACGUGAUCUCGGCGCACCUGGACGAGAACCGCCGCCAGUUAAUCGCAGGGAAGACAGACAAGAUCCUUGCUGAGUUUAGCCAGUUCUACAAGGAGCAAUAUGGCGUGGCCCUCUUUAACAGUGUCCGUUUUGAGAUUGAAGGGGGAACGGGACCCCAGUCCCAACUGUUGCAUCGCAAGGUACCCCUGGAAGACCGGACCAUCUUCUCAGGCAAUCUCUUUCAAUACAUAGAAGAGAACAAGAAGUGGAGGAACCGUUUCAGCAUCGUGCCCCACAACUAUGGGCUGGUGCUGUACGAGAACAAACUGGCCUAUGAAAGGGGUCUUCAACCCCGAAUUCUCAUCAACAGUGCUGGCUACAAGAUCCUCAGCUCCCUGGAACAAUAUCUGGAAUUGGUCAGCAACAACUUAACGGGUUCUACAUCCAAAUCAAGCCAUGCUUCCAUCAUCAAAUGCCCCACCCAGUUCCCCCUCAUCCUUUGGCAUCCUUAUGCCCGACAUUACUACUUCUGUGUGAUGACUGGCAAGGAGCAGGACAAGUGGCGGGCCAUUUUCCAAGAUUGUGUGCGCCACUGCAACAAUGGAAUUCCAGAAGAGUCCAAAGUCGAGGGUCCGGCAUUCACCGACGCUCUGCGUAUCUAUCGCCAGUUCAAGGAGCAGUACGGCACUUGGGACAUGCUUUGUGGCAACGAAGCCCAGAUCUUGAGCAAUCUGGUGAUGGAGGACCUCCUGCCCGAGCUGAAGAAUGUGAUUGUUCCCCGGCUGAAGGGCAAAGACCAGGAGAGGCACAGGGCGUGGAUUCAGAUCUCAGAUGCCGUGUACAGGAUGGUGUAUGACCAGGCAAGAGCCUAUUAUGACUCAUUAGUGACAAAAUGUGAACUUCAGAUUCCUGGAAUGAAGAGCACCAUCCGGACAGAUAUGGAUCAGAUCAUCCAAUCCAAGGAGCAUCUGGCCAACAAAAUCCGAGCCUCUGUCCUCUCCAAAGCUGAGGUCUGUGUCCGGAAUCACGUCCAACCAUACAUUUGUUCCAUCCUGGAAGCCCUGAUGAUCCCCACCAGCCAGGGCUUUGCCGAAGUGCGGGAAGUGUUUUUCAAGGAAGUCACUGACAUGAACAUGAAUAUUGUCAAUGAAGGAGGGAUAGAGAAGCUGGGAGAGUACAUGGGAAAACUUUCCCAGCUAGCUUUUCAUCCUGUCAAGAUGCAGUCCUGCUACGAGAAGAUGGACCAGUUGAAGCUGGAAGGUCUGCAGCAGAGGUUUGAUGUCUCCAGUGCCUCCGUGUUCAAGCAGCGCGCCCAGAUUCUGAUGAGGCAGCAAAUGGAUGACACUGUCUACACUUUUGAGACCCUUCUCCACCAGGAAGUGGAGAAGUCGGUGAGCAAAGAUGAACUCUGCAAGACAAUUCAGCGCAUCCUGGAGCGGGUGCUCAAGAAAUACGAUUAUGACAGCAGCACGGUGAGGAAGAAAUUUUUCCGAGAGGCUCUGCUGCAGGUCACAGUCCCUUUCCUGCUGAAGAAGCUGGCGCCAACUUGCAAAGGGGACCUCUCAAGAUUCCAGGAGCUGAUUUUUGAGGAUUUUGCCCAGUUCAUCAUGGUGGAAAACACAUAUGAAGAGGUGGUCCUGCAGUCCGUCAUAAAAGAUAUCAUGAUGGCGGUGAAAGAGGCAGCUGUACAGCGAAAGCACAAUCUGUACCGUGACAGCAUUGUGAUGCACAACAGUGAUCCCAACCUACACCUGCUUGGUGAGGGGACGCCCAUCAACUGGGGAGAGGAGUAUGGUGGUGAAUCAGACUCAGACCCAUCAGAUGAAAAGCAGCACCGGGCCAAACAAGUGGUCUCUGUGAUCCACACGGAUGAAAGUGCUCUGCCCUAUGAAGUCACUUCCUUGGAAGGGUCUCCAGAUUCUCCAGGACCAGAGGUGUCAGGGUGCUGUCCUCUUCCUCUGACACAGGAUUCCUCUGGCCCUGUGAAGGAACUCCGCACGUUGCUGGUGAAGGAGGUCGAGAUCCCAGCUGUGGAUGGUGAUAAGGCUGAGGAACAGUUACACAAUGGUACUAUUACUGAAGAAAGUGGAGGAACCCCAGAGCGCAGGGAGGAGAAAGAGGAAACUGCCCGAGCAGGGGAUGGCUGUCCCCCAGGAUCCUCCACAGAGCUCAAUGGAGAGAAACAGGAAGCCCCAGCAUCCUCACCAGCUGCUCCCCCACAGUUGCCUUCCCCAGCUACGGAUGGAGGAGUCCAAGGAGAAUGCGCAGAGCCCAGCAAUAAAGAGACAGGCGAGGAGGAGGUGCCUGCCCAAGCCAGCGAGGCAGAAACAGAGCUUCCACUGGAGAAUAGCCAUGGGGUCACAGAUGAAAGCGAAGGGGUGCAGACUGAGUUCUAGACCAGCCCCCUUUGUGAGAGGAAUCCUUGUGACCAGAUAAACACCAAAGGGAGACCAGAGUUGGGGACCCUCUGGGACUGGGGAAGGGCAAAGGCAAGUUGAUCCCAGAGCAUCCUAGGCUGGUUUAGGAACAUCUUUAGCUUUAGAUGCACUCGGUUCUUCUGGAGAAGUUCUGCCUUUGAGGGGGAGGGGAAGGAAGGAAUUGCAGUAGAGGAACCCCAGAACCCCAGAAUUCACAUUCUACAUCUCACUGCCUCUUGGGUGCGGGGUGAUUUUUCUAGUCUUGAAAUGGGGUGUUUUCCCCCACUACUUCUUCUGUCUUUGGCAUACUCAAAGUUGGAUUGUGUUGAUCGGAUGUUACUGAGAAGGGACUUAAUCUUAGAUGCUAACAAAUGCCUGGAGCAUUGGAGCCAAGAGAAGCCAUUGGGUUUCCCCAUCUUGAUCCAGACUGGUACUAAUUUGACUUCUUGACCCAUAAUUUGGCUUGAGGCUUCACCCCUUUGCCUUGUUCCCAUCUUUGAUAGCAGAGGGCUAUUUCUCCUGUAAAGGGGAGGGGGCCAUCUCCUUCCCUCACCAGUUUUCACUGUUAGGAAUGGUUAUCUCUUCCCUGGGCCAAUGCCAAGUUGUUCCAGUCUCAUAUUCCAGAUGAUUUUAGCAAAGCAUCCUAGAGCUGCUGUGGGUGGUGGUGAAAUUGCAUUCUUCCCCCACAUCCAUCCCUGCUCAAAAUUAUGCAGAGAUAGAGCAUCUUGGAUCCAGAGACAAGUAAGUAGAGCUUGCAAACUUUUCAGAAACAAGUGAAUGUGGGCUAGAGGAAGUGGUGUCUGUUUUUGAAGGCUUGGUGGUUUGGGAACAGAGUGGCAAAAGUAAAUGGAUAUGACAAGACGGCUGUAAGGAUUUAAAUUAUUUCAGUGGGGGCUGCUGGCUGAGGACCCUGUGGCUUAAUUGGUCAGUCAAAGAUAUGCCAUGAAAACAAGUAACCAGGAGAUGUAAUGCUAAUAUAGGAUUGUUAAGGGGUUUGCUACCUCAGCCUGCUUGUGCAUCCCUGGCCCAGCUGCAAAGGUUCUCUGCUGAAGGAAUGUUUGUCUUUCUGUUUAUUUCCCCCUUCUCCCCGGGGAAGCAAAGGAGCAGAAUUCUCCUAGAAGCAACCAGCAGAGAUCCUAGGAAAGAUGGCAUGCAUGAGUCUUCAGCUUAGUGGGAAGUUAUCUAGGUUGCAAUUUUUUUUAAAAGCACUUGGUGUGGUGGCAGUGAUGAUUUAUUGGGGACAAAAAUGGAAGAUGGUAUUUCUUUUAGCUUUGGCAGUUGCUGGCAGGUUUAUGUGUAGAAAUUCAGUAGUGUUCAUGUGGCGGUGGUGUAAGAUCACUGGCAUCUUUCCAAUAGGAACUCGUUCCCUGUAAAUUUGGGGACCCCGGUUGUCUGUGUGGCGAGGGCAAAAGUUGGAAAUAAAGGGUGGGAACCGGAAGCGUGGCCUUCAGAAUCCCAUCCUGCCUUUAUAAGCCAAGUAUAUUUUACAUGCCUUUUUUCCCCCUCUCCUUCCUCCUGAAUCUGUGAAAUGGAUUGCAAGUUGGAAAACAUGCUCAGCUUUCAACAGAUAGCACUGGAUUUACAAAAUGCCAAUUCUGAUCCACAUUUAUACACAUACACACACCCCUACUCGCCCAUCCAUCCAUCCAUCCAUCACUGGAGGAGUAAGGGAAUACGGUUGGGCUUUGAUUUUUUACCUCCUUGAAGGUCCAUUUUUUUCUUUUUCUGUUUUAACUUCACCUUCUGUCUUGAGAAUUUCAGACAACCAAAAAGUGGUAGUGAGUCAGAAACUUGGCAACAUCUGAAUGUUUUCUGUUCUGGAGGUGGUGUUGGAUCAUUCCAACUGGAUUUUCCCCAAAGCGCUUCUGCACUGCUGACAGUGAAGGCCGAUUUCUUCACUGUUCUGGGAAAUCCAUGGACCCUUUUCCAGUUAGUGAUGAGGGUUCCUCUCUUAAACAUCCCCAAGUUGACUGGAUUGAUUGAGGAAUGGACCUACAAGAACCCAUUUUUCCAGGGUCUCCUUCCCAAAGAUGGAAAUAAUAUCUAUCCUUGCUACUUUUUCUCCCCAUGCUUGGUUUUCAUGUACAGGAAAUGCAAAAUAUGGGUGCCUUCUGUAUGUGCUUUGCCCUGAGCCAAUUUGCAUCUGCUGGCAGAGGAUUUGCUCUCUUGGAGGUUUCCAUAAUCUCAAGAAAUGAUUGGAACUGAACUUCUAGGAAAAUGUGCCAAUUGGGAAAGGGAGCCCUUUUUAAACUCAUGCAUAUUAUAUUCAGCAGAUUCAGAAAUAGGAAGACUUAUGGGGAAACAGCCCAUAAUCCAAACACCUCAACAGUGCCCGCCUCAUCCCAUCUUGCUGCUGUAACAUUCCAGUUUCAAUGUGCCUGUUUUUUUAAUAUUUGUAGUAAUUCCUCUUUAAAAUAAUUUUGGAGAGAGAGAAUGAGAGAGAGCAAAUUGCUCACUCAGAUUUCUACCAUUUUUUUCCUCUUUUAAUGCCUUAUUGUUGGGAACCAAAGCUUCUUUUCCUUUUGUCUCUCUCUCAAUGAAGAUAGUAUAUUGCAAAUCUUAUACCAAAUGUUUAAGAGAAUGUGCUUAUAUAUUAAUAAAAAAAUUCAGCUUUAUUUAA